Messenger RNA from Phragmites australis (common reed), 1565 nucleotides. Its product is annotated as heavy metal-associated isoprenylated plant protein 35-like. The transcript has 3 exons. Gene Ontology annotation, molecular function: metal ion binding. The record is from RefSeq and is a predicted model, not a curated record. Lineage: Eukaryota; Viridiplantae; Streptophyta; Magnoliopsida; Poales; Poaceae. Bases 387 to 1424 code for a protein of 345 amino acids.
UGCACAAUGAUUACUUGGAAAUUUGCCAGCAUACUAAACACGCAUGCUUAAUUGGCAUCUUGCACCCAGCAGAUGUGGGGAACAAUUACAUCUUCAAUUCCAUUCCACACCCCAAAAAAGAAAAGAAAAAGUGAAAAAGAGGUCCAAAUAAAACCUAUGGAAUUGUCCCCUCCUGUUCUUUGAUGCUAUUUAGUCCUGCCCCUCCUCAGGGCCAAAACUGCCACUUUCUUCUGCCCCCUCCUGGUGCUCUCCCUCCACAGUUGCACUACCACUAGACACUCCUGCACACCCUUCUCUUUCCUCCUCCUCACUUCCUCUUCAUAUUCUCCUGCCUACUCUCGCCUCCUUCCAUCUCCAUCUAGCUUCCCCUCUAUCUCUGCUCAGCCAUGGCGGCUGGUGAAGAAGGGCCAGAGCCACUCAGGUAUCAGACUUUGGCUUUGAAGGUGAGCAUCCACUGUGAGGGCUGCAAGAAGAAGGUCAAGAAGGUGCUACACAGCAUAGAAGGGGUGUACAAGACGGACAUAGACAUGCAGCAGCAGAAGGUGGUGGUCAUCGGCAACGUCUCCGCCGACGCGCUCGUCAAGAAGCUCCUCAAGACCGGCAAGCACGCCGAGCCGUGGCCGGAGCUCGCUCCUCCGGGCGCCGAGGGCCCGCCGGGUGGCGCCCCCGGCAGCGGCGGCAAGAAGAAGAAGAAGAAGAGCAAGAGCAAGAACCCCGCAAACAACAAGCCCGCAGAGCCGGCGCCUGCGCCGGCGGAGGGCGGGAGCGGCGGCGGCCCCAGCCCCCCGGAGAAGCACGACCACGCGGGCUCGUGCGAUGAGGAGUCCGAUGGCGAGCACGACAAGCCUGAGGGCGGCGUUGCCGGCGGCGGCAACGGCUCCCCUGACGCCGGGGACGCGCACGAUGGCGGUGCCGACAAGGUGGUCCCUUUCGCCAUGACGCCGCACGGCACGCAGCCCAUCGCGCCCGCCGCCAACGGCAGUGGCGGCGGCGGCGGCGGCGCGAAGAAGAAAGGCAAGAAAGGCGGCAACGGCAACGGCAAUGCCAAUGCGAACGGAGACGGCGCCGGUGAAAUAGUAGAGGUCCAAACGCCGGACGCGCCCAUGAAGCCCGUCGCUGGCAACGCCGGACCUCUCGCCGUCGUCGACGCCGGACCGUACCCACCACCGCCGGCCGCGUUGAUGAGCUACCCGGGGUACCACGCCGCCGGGGGCCACUCGCCGGCUUACGUCAUGAGCUACUACAGCACGGCGCACCCGAGCUCGGCGCUCCGGAGCAGCGCAUACUACCACCCGAUGGUCGGCGCGUCCUACACAGCAGGCGGCGGCGGCGGGUACUUCUACUCGACGGCGCCGGUGUCGGCGGCGCCGGGGUCGUACUACAUGUUCAGCGAGGAGAACGCCAACGCCUGCAGCGUCAUGUGAGAGGAUUAAUCAGUUAAUUGAAUUAGUUAAUUACGAAGCUGCAGGCCUAGUGUGUGAUCCUCCUGUUGUAGCCAAACCAAGGACUGGUUAACGUUUUCAUGUGUCUGAAGAUAUAAAUUUUAAAUGUGUUAGUAUUGUGAA